AUGGCAUCAUUCAAUUGCCGUUACUCGACAGCCUCUCCCGUUCUCGCCAUGCAACCCCAGCCUUCAAUCCAACCAGCACCUCCAAUGGCAAGAGUGACGCAUGACCCAGCCGCGGGGGCAUUGCUCGACCCUCCAUCUCAUGAACAGGCGGAUAAGUAUGCACCAAAGCCGGCUGCUGGUAGGAAACGAUCGUGGGGCGAAGCUACAAACAUUCCCGAGCCUGGCCCUCCGACCCCGGCGGCCAUUGAUCCGCAUGGAGGAUUGGCUUGCGGUGAGGGUAUGACGCCCACGGAGUCGAAGAGCAGCAUUCUCACCGACGCCGUCAACCCGUCCGAUGGUUGGUUCAGUGACGAGAAGACGAGCGACGGGCAGGAUGCAACCCAUCAAGACGCACAACGGCGGAUCAACCCGGCCAGUCACAAGUCGCAGCGUGUUGACCACAGCAUACAUGAAUCGCCGGCGCUGCAUCCCUCAAGCUGCGACGACGGAGGCAAGCGUGCGGGAGUGGAGGACUCGGGUGGCGCUGGCGGUCUCGUCAUUGAUGACUUCACCAUUCAUCUCGGCAUUGGGUGGAGAAAAAUCAGCAAUGACGAGGAUAUCCAGGCGGCUGCCCGAGGCUGGGCCCGCUUUAUAGAGAACCACUUUCCCCUCCAUCGUGUUCAGAUCUGCCUCGAGAGCAAAGGGUUGCAGUCAUACCUGGUCGAAACAUCCGAGGGCUAUUUUCUCUUUGCAGAAAAUUUGCGACAAGGCCGGCUGGUUAGCCGCAGCAUCGAGGGCGCAGUUCGCAACUUGCAGCAAACACCGCCAAUAUUUGACGGGGAGGAGUUUGCGAUGAAAUGUAAAAAUUCGCAGUCGACUGAGCCUUUGGCCGACACCGAGAUGAGCCUAGAGUAG
Drechmeria coniospora is the source of this 894-nucleotide messenger RNA. RefSeq lists its product as uncharacterized. NCBI's taxonomy places the organism in Eukaryota, Fungi, Ascomycota, Sordariomycetes, Hypocreales, Ophiocordycipitaceae. Bases 1 to 894 code for a protein of 297 amino acids. The transcript has a single exon. The record is from RefSeq and is a predicted model, not a curated record.